AUGCCCAUCAAGUACGGCCCCGUCGGAAGCGCUCUUGUGCUAGCCGCGUACCAAGACACAGUUGAUGCACUCAAGUUCGCAAUCAACGCAGGUGCACUGAUAGAUGCCUCUCUCGAGUAUGGCUUGAUCGGCAGCGCUCUCAUCUGUGCGGCAGGUUCAGGCCAUGUGGCUAACGCGCAAUAUCUCCUCGACCAUGGUGCUGACAUCAAUUACCAAGCCACCAUAAUCCCAAGUGCCCUAAUGUCCGCGUUGUUGUCUAGUGAUGGAGAGAUGGUCUCCUUCCUGAUUAAGAGAGGCGCAGACGUAAACCGGCCACAAAAUUAUGGAUGGGAUACGAUACUUGAGGAGAGGACGAGGUAG
Messenger RNA from Diaporthe citri, 360 nucleotides. RefSeq lists its product as uncharacterized. Gene Ontology annotation, biological process: innate immune response. The transcript is spliced from 2 exons. Bases 1 to 360 code for a protein of 119 amino acids. Gene Ontology annotation, cellular component: cytoplasm. Gene Ontology annotation, molecular function: protein binding. NCBI's taxonomy places the organism in Eukaryota, Fungi, Ascomycota, Sordariomycetes, Diaporthales, Diaporthaceae. The record is from RefSeq and is a predicted model, not a curated record.